Messenger RNA from Rotaria sp. Silwood2, 1179 nucleotides. Lineage: Eukaryota; Metazoa; Rotifera; Eurotatoria; Philodinida; Philodinidae. The record is from the annotation of a GenBank genome assembly.
AUGGUAUUCGAACAUUUGGCAGCAUUUUUUAUCGAUAAAUUUUUGGGAAAUUAUAUUGAAGAUUUCGAUUCUCAUCAAUUAAAAAUUCAUUUAUGGACUGGUGAUAUUAUUCUUGAAAAUGUUCAUUUAAAAACCAAUGCACUCAAUGAUUUUAAUGUUCCACUUGAAAUAAUAACUGGUUAUCUUGAAAAACUUCGAAUUCAUAUUCCAUGGAAACAUUUAUAUACAUAUCCAACGAAAAUUGAACUGGAUGGCUUUUAUUUACUUGUUACGCCAAAAACUGAUGUUAAUUAUGAUGUUGAACGAAAGGAAAAAGAAGAAUAUGAAUCAAAAAUGAAACAAGUUAAAAAAGUUGAAGAAUUUCGUCGUGAACGAGAAUUAUUUAAAAAAAAUAAACAAAAUCCUCAUCAUAAAGAUACAUUUUUCGAACGUUUAGAAUUUCAUAUUCUGAGAAAUCUUGAAAUUGAAAUAAAUAAUAUUCAUAUUGCUUACGAUGAUAAAACAACAAAAUCUUAUCCAUUUCAAUGUGGAAUUAUACUUAAUUAUAUUAAACUUCAUACAACAAAUGACCAAUGGAAAGAUUUUGAAUUAAAAGAAGAUUCGAAAAUAAUUUACAAAUUGGCACAAAUAAAUAAUUUAUCAAUUUAUUGGAAUUCAAACAUUAAAUCAAGAUUAGAUUUAUCUAAACAAGAUAUUAUUGAUGAUUUAAAAUCAAUUAAGCAACUUAAUUAUCCAAAAAUGAAUUUAAUUGUUCAAUCAUUAAAUUGUCAAGCUAAAUUAAAAAUUGCUAAAACAGCUCAAGAACAAGAUUUUGAAGAAACUGUUCUUGCUACUGAUAUUGACUUUGAAGAUAUUUACUUGAAUAUUAAUCGAAAUCAAUAUUCAGAUUUACUUGAUGUACUUGAAUGGAAAUUUGCAUAUACUGCUAUUCUAAAUGAACAUGUUCGACUACGUUUAGCAACAUUUAAAUGGGAAGUUAUUAAAGAAAAUCUGAAUAGAUAUAAAGAAUAUCGUGAAAUUUAUUUGCAAGAACUAAAUCAUCAUAAAAAUGAAAAACGUGCUCAAGAAUUAGAAAAACAAAUUGAUCUUUUUAAUCUAAUUUAUAUUCGUCGAACUGCACAAAUUCAAAUUAAUAUUCAAUUAUUUUCAUUUAAAAUAAAUCUUUUAUGUUUAAUUUAG